Molecule: messenger RNA, 4053 nt
Organism: Daldinia caldariorum
Lineage: Eukaryota; Fungi; Ascomycota; Sordariomycetes; Xylariales; Hypoxylaceae
Exons: 9
Coding region: 1-4053 (1350 amino acids)
Source: RefSeq, a predicted model, not a curated record
AUGGCCUCUCGAGAUCCAACCUGCCAAGCAGUAAACUUAUCUGAUGGCUAUCCGUGUAAUGCUAUCGCUACAACUUGGGAGAAUCUAUUUUGUAGAUUUCACGGAAAACAAUGCCAUGGCCUCUAUAUCGGCUACAAGAGACGAAAUGCUAGAUUGGAUGCUCUGACAGAAAAUGCCCCCCUUUACCUAAAAUCAGCUAAGGUUCCGUUAGCCAACGAGACAUUCGAGGGUGUCAGCGAUGAGACUGUUCUACGGGAGGUACAUGCUCACCUUUACCAAGAGUAUGUGCUUCUUGGAAAGGUUAUCGACGCACGGAAGCUUCAUCAUAAGCACUUCUACCCGCUCCAGAUGGACUAUGGCCACCAGGCUUAUCUGGACAUUCUUUCUAAUAGACGUCAUAUCGUUUUGCGCGCGCUUGAAAGGCUUGAGACCCGCACUGUUCAGGUUCUCUACGAGAAAGAGAAAUGGUAUAAAUGGGUUCGCGAAGUUCAGCAGGAAGAAGAGGCAACUCGUGAGAAAGAAUCCAAGAAAGUCAAGCUUGAGGCAGCCAUGUUCAAGCGUCACUGGAAGAAGAUGCAGAGUCGCCUACGGACCCAGCGCGAGAAGGAGGAAAAGCAACGCCAAGAUGCCUAUCUCGAAACCGUUUACAAGGAACGCAUGUCUAUAUCAGAUGAUAGCGAAGACGAUGUGGAGAUGUGGGAUCCCAUCGAAGAUGUUGUCGAUGACGAACGCAGUCGAUAUGUCGACCUCAUAAAACAUUUCCUGUGGAUAAAGGUUCUGGCCGACAUUGACGAAAGCGAGAAUCCCGUCCCGAAGGUUUCCGAUUCCUCUGAUCCAGCUAAUCCAGUCAUUGAUAUGGAGAAGCUUACAGUAUCUGAGGAGAAACAGCCCAAAAAAUCAAAGAAGAAGGCAAAGUCGAAAACUGUCAAACCUGCAGCUAUGACAAGCAAAGCUAAACCUCAAGGAGCCGUUGUCGCCACAUCCCGAGACCGGUUGACAGGCCAAAGCCAAAUCAUGAAAAUGAUGGACGACGAUUUAGAGCCUCUAGAUGAAUUCCCGGAGCCGGAUAAGAGCAAUAUAGAGACAGAAUCCGAAAUGAGAAAACGUCUCAAGGAAGGCGUAGAAAAGAACUAUGAUGAUAUCGAGGGUCCGAUUUUGGUUGGAACCUUGGAAAAUCCCCAUGGCACCCACCUUAAGACGGCUCCCUUAGCAGACGAAGAGAUUGAUUCUCUAAUGAGAGACAUAAAGGAAAUCAAACUCUUAUUGUUCUGCCGUCUCCUCUUAUCGCAUGCCUCAUUGCUUCUUGCGGCUGUGCGGUCCUCAAGCGUGGAGGCAUUCCUUAGCGACCCUGAGAUUGCUGUAUCCGACCUGCGGGAUCUCUGCCUGAAAGUGGAACAGCCUAAUGAGCCCGAGGUGGAGGAGGACGAUGACGACAUCCCCGAGGAAGAGUCAUUUGAAGAUGUUAUCCUCCAAGAACGUCGAUAUGGCCAUCUUCAAAGCCCUGCCUGGUUUCUGACCAAUAUGCUCGCCCAACGUCAAAAGUUCGUCGGCAAAGACGGGCAGCCCGCAAACUUUAAGAAGAUGUUUGGCAAGAAAUCUCGUAAACAGGGCAAGAUGAAAGUCCACAUCUGUGGUAAGAGUAUCUGGAACUAUUCAAGCGAAAACUCCAUGUCUCGGAAUGGCUGGCUCCAAUUCUCUGUCAUGGCAAAAGACUGUGACCUAAGGCAUGCUGUCCAGCUUUGUAGAAACUGGGAUGAAGUCUCCCAGCUUAACUUCCUUACCGUUUGGCAAUACUUCCCCGCGUCGAACUGGGUUUCUUGGGGAAGUGAUAGGCUGACGCAACAGAUGCAUGAGCUUGGGUUCUUCCCCUAUUUUAAGGACUUCGACGCCCAGAAGCAUAGCCGAUACCUUCAGAUUGGUGCACGGAGCCAGCACCGACGCCAGCACAAUAUCGUUGAAGCUAGAAACAUCAUUGUCGGCCACAUGAAACGCAACGACUCAGUGACUCGCCGUUUUCUCCAAUACUGUACUAUGCGCACCGGCGAGUUGCUUGUCCUUGUGCGAGACGGUAAAACCGGAAAGAUCAUCACUGCCCCCGAAGAAGAGCAUCUGUGGACCAUGCGCCAUAAGGAGGGACUUGGUCGUGCUUCAAAGAAUGAAUGGGAUAUACUACUCGAAGUUGGCCCUGAGUACUUUGAUAUGGUCGACAUUCUCAGAAAAUGGCGCCUGGGAUUCGAAGAUUACUAUGAAGUUUGGCUCUGGGAUUUCGUUCCCUGCAACAAGCCUGUACUUCUCUACAAUAUAAUUGUUACGGAACUUCGAAAAGCGUGGAGGGUGACCAAACCUUUCGAUGUGUAUCGGCAUAGAGAACCAUUCCUACGAGGUCUCACGCGGGAUAAAGAGACGAUGCGCGUUCGUUCUAUUCAGCCGGGAGAACAAGUUGAAACUUUGUGGGACGAGGUCACCGACCCCUCCAACACAUUUUUGACAGCGGAUAUUGCUCCUUUUAGGGAGGUUACCAACUCGAUCACCCGAUUAGAGACGACACCCUCUACGAUGAUUAACGUCCUAGCCGAAGGAGCCAGAAAGCUCAGCAAACGGAACAAAGAUUUUCCUAAACUCCCUGACGCUGACAACGACGAGGACUGGAGUACGGAUCUCGAAUCCGAUAGUGACGAUGACGGCGAGAAGAAAGUUGUAAACCACUGGAGCUUGCCGCAGAUAUGGGAAGACGCGAUCGCAAUACUUAACCAUAGUCGUCUUAGUAGCGAGAAGAAGAAAUUGCUCCAUCAAGUUGGCAUCGGCGGUGUGGAAUCAAAAUUGAAACAAGUAGACAAAAUCAUGGUUUUGGAAAAGGAUCGUGGUGACGCUUUCAAAGAGGCAUUCCAUGCCGGGGACUUAGAACCGGGCGCUCAGGAGAAGUACGCCGAGACUCGCAAGAUCCUCGACAGCAUCCUCGGGUCUCACCAGACCAACGAGUCAACAGCCUGGAUCUGGUUUCUGGUUGACAUCCUCGUCUGGCUCGGGCUCAGGACCGACUAUAAGGAGUACACGCGCGAUUCACGCGCAGGCUGGCCGCAUCCGUUUGUUGCGCAGGAUAUCAUCAGAGCAUACGUUUCCAUGGCCAUGUUCUUUCCAAGCUUGGAGGUGUGCAAGCCCGUGACAGACUUUUUCAAGUCAACAAAGGGCAAAGAAUAUAAGGACACUUCACUUCUGAAGCUAGACGAGCGUGCUAAGGAACUCCCGGAUUGCCGCUUAAGGACAAGCUUCAGAUACCGACCGAAAGAGUUUUGGAAUGAGUGGGAGGGAGUGCUUAAGGAAGCUGAAACGAAGAAGAAAUUCUAUGCGGACAUAUACCCGAUGGAAUGGAGCGUUGCAAUUCGGCCUAUCAUAGCGAAGCGGAAGUCUCGUGUAUAUCUCGCCGGCAUCAUCGCCCCUGCAUAUCUACAGAAUGACCCGCUGGUCGUUCCCGGAUUCGCCGUUGCAAACACGGAGCCGCACCGCCCGGGCAAGCUAGAUCUGUUCAUGGACUACGCCGACCGGGAGAAGACGAUCAACUUUCCCCAGCAAAUCCCUGGCUUCGUUAGUCCCGAUAAGUGGCCCGUAUUCCUCCCUCUCGCCCGUGAUUUCGCUUCCAAGCACAGCAAGCCGCGGUUCGCGGUCCUCCGCGUCUGGUCGGCGCCGCAUUUCUACCCGGCAAUGGUGGGCGACUGGAACCGGCAGGCCACCGCGUUUCUCGACAGCACAGCGCGGUCUUGGGUUUGGAAGUUCAUCCCCAAGGACAUGCCGAUCAGCGAGUGGAGCAUGCACAAUACCCUGAAGAUGCGGCUCGAGCUUCUCAAGGAAGAACUCCAGGUGGGAGAACGCGUGGUGCACCGCGGCGAGACCAUCCUUGUCAUGGCGCUCGACGAGGCCGAGCUGCUGAAGUACGUCACGGCGGUGGUAUUUGCGAUCCAGACGAAGCCGUGGCACCGCGAGAUCAACCUCUGGAAGAGUUUCGUCAACGUCGAUUUGGAGUUUCUGGAGAGUUUGGAUCCAUACUGGUUGGAUUGA